ACGGCCCGGCUUGGCACGACCGUUGUUCGCCUGUCUGCCUGCCUAGAAUUCACAUUCACUUAGUACAGUCCGGCUCACUCGACAAUGAGCUCGUCACCGGAUGCCGCCACCUUCAUGAGUCCGCCGUUCCUGCGUACCUUCAUCCGGCGAUACCGCGAGUUGCCCUGUCUGUGGAAUCCGCAACACCCGCUUUACAACAACAAAGCCAAGCGGGAGGCGGCGAUGCAGGAGUUGCUGACGAUGACUCGCCGCGCCAUACCGCACGCGGACCUCGAGUUCCUCCGCAGGAAGAUCGACUGUGUCCGCGGCAGUUUCCGCAAGGAACACAACCGUGUGCUGGACUCUCGGCGGAGCGGAGUUCCAGAACACGUGCCCCGACUCUGGUACUACCCGCUACUCGUGUUCACUGCCCAACACAACGACAGGGAGCUCCGCCCUCAUCGCAACCGUCGGGACACAGUGUUCGUGGACUGUCAGGGUGUCAAGUGCGAAGAAGAGAAGAGUCUAGACAGUGAGGUGGCCACGCAGUAUUCGGAAACAGAGGAAGUUUCUGAAGAAAAAGUGCCAGUGCUGCCUCAAGACCCCCUGUUGCAGGAGCAGACCCAGCUACUCCCCAGGGAGGAUGAAAUACAAAGUCCUCCAGAGAACCACUGGGACACUUCCUAUAUCCCGACAACCAAGAGAUCACGAGUGGAAGAGGACGAACACGAUCUGAUGGGGAAGAUGGUGGCGACCAAGCUACGGAGGAUGGACGCGACUCAGCGCAUCCACGCUGAAAAACUCAUCAGCGACGUGCUAUACAAGGGGCUGCUGAACCAGCUGACCACAGAGACACAGUUGAGAGAGAAGCGACUAUCGUAGCGUAUACUCACCAAGUUACACGUCAUAGCUGGGUGUGACUUCACAAAUCAUCGCUGGAUGUGACUCCACGAACCGUCGCUGGACGUGACUCCACAAAUCAUCGCUGGACGUGACUUCACAAACCAUCGCACGAUGGGACUCCACAAACCAUCGCUGGACGUGACUUCACAAACCAUCGCAGGAUGUGACUUCACAAACUAUUGCUGGACGUGACGCCACAAAUCAUCGCUGGACGUGACUUCACAAACCAUUGCUGAUCGUGACUCCACAAAUCAUCGCUGGACGUGACUCCACAAAUCAUCACUGGACGUGACUCCACAAAUCAUCGCUGGAUGUGACUACAAAUCGUUGCUAGAUGCAACUUUAGAGAGCACCACUGUGAGUUAUCGAUGUAUGCAGAAGAUGCGCGAGAGCAAUAUGUGCAGAGGUACAGAGACACCGUUCGGCAUCCGAUGUUGAACACAUAAUGAUAACAUUAAUUACUACGUAAUGCAUACAAUGUUGCUAAGCAAGUUAUUUGUACUGGUAGAUUAGGAACGCAAAAUAGUAUUAAGGUUUUUUCUAUUAUUUUGUUAUUAAAUAAGAACAAAAUAAAACACAUUUCAGCAA
This is a messenger RNA of Homalodisca vitripennis (glassy-winged sharpshooter), 1470 nucleotides long. RefSeq lists its product as uncharacterized. The record is from RefSeq and is a predicted model, not a curated record. Bases 85 to 861 code for a protein of 258 amino acids. NCBI's taxonomy places the organism in Eukaryota, Metazoa, Arthropoda, Insecta, Hemiptera, Cicadellidae. The transcript has 2 exons.